Messenger RNA from Patella vulgata (common limpet), 5848 nucleotides. RefSeq names its product mediator of RNA polymerase II transcription subunit 23. The record is from RefSeq and is a predicted model, not a curated record. NCBI's taxonomy places the organism in Eukaryota, Metazoa, Mollusca, Gastropoda, Patellidae. Bases 137 to 4165 code for a protein of 1342 amino acids. The transcript has 2 exons. Gene Ontology annotation, cellular component: transcription regulator complex; mediator complex. Gene Ontology annotation, biological process: regulation of transcription by RNA polymerase II; positive regulation of gene expression.
CACGUGACCAAGAUGGCAGCCUCCAUAUAUUUUUGGAGUUUGAAUAAUAAUCUGUAAAUUUAACAUUAUUUACCUUACUGAUAGGUACGUAUAUUAAUUCCACUGGGUCAUUUUCUACAAAAGACAACCCAUCAAAAUGGAUGUUCCAAGGUCUGUUCAUGAUGCGGUUGUAGAAUCUGUGGAAGACAUCUUGAAAAAACCUAUGGAGGAAUCAUUUAGUAAUGAUGUUCUUCACCCACCAAUGACCAAAAAAGAGAAGAUUGAAGCAGAAGCCAAGAAAAUCAAAGCCGUUUUACAAUCUUUGGCACCUGAAUCCCACGACCAAGUUCUUCAAACCUUUGUCAAGUGUCUUUUCCAACAGCAAAACAAAAGCAGACUGUAUUUUUUAUGUAAUGUUCUUGAAUCUCUUGUCGAAAAUAACACAAUAUCCGCAAAACCUGUCAGCGAUCAUCUUUUAGCAUAUGAAGGGUUAACAUUCAAAGAUCAGCUACAUUGGAGAGCUACAUUUAACACCUUGCGCAAUAUCGUUGGUGGCGUUCAUUAUAAAGAAGCUCGCGAUUUAUUGAAAAUUGUUUUAGAAAAAUGUCAGGAAAAAGAAGGCUGUAACACAUCUGCUGGGGACCAUGCGACAGCGCUGAUUCAAAUUGAUGAAUCCUUAAAGGUCAUUGAGUACAUUCUUGAUCGGAAUGCAUGUUUGCUUCCAGGGUAUUUUGCAGUGAAUGAAAUUACAAAGGUUUGUGGAGGAACAACUGCAUGGCCACAUUGGGGAUUAGGAAAAUUAUUAUCAGACUAUAUAAAUAGUUUUAAUUUUGCAGCGCAAAUGGUAUCUAUAUGUGGACGAAGCCGUUUGCUACCGGUCGUAGGCCAUUCUGUGUCAACAAAUAACGUGUGGAGAUUGAACACUAACACUUUAUCUUUUAUGUUAAAUGGUCCGUUGCCAUAUGAGAAGGAAUUGACAGACCCCCAAACUGGAUUAAUGCGAUAUGUUCUGCAACAACCGUACUCCAGAGAAAUGGCAUCAAACAUGUUAGGCCUAAAUAAACAAACAAAGCAACGCUGUGAAGCACUUGAGAACCAACUAGUUGAUCAGGUUGUCAUGGCAAUUGAAAAAUGUGAAGAGAGCAGCUUACAAGAUGGUAAUGCAGAAAAUGCACAGUUAUUAUGGCAACAUCUUUCCAGUCAGCUGAUAUAUUUUGUUCUUUUUCAGUUUGCGAGCUUUCCCCAUAUGGUAACAUCUUUGUACGAGAAAUUGAAUGGUAAAAAUUUAAAGAAGGGUCGGGAUCACCUUAUGUGGGUUCUUUUGCAGUUUAUUUCCGGUAGCAUUCAAAAGAAUUCACUUGCAGACUUUCUUCCAGUUAUGAAACUGUAUGAUUUGUUGUAUUCCGAUUCCGAAGUUAUUCCAAUCCCAGAUGUCAACAGUGCUCAUUGCACACAUGCUUUUGCAGGGACUUGCAUCUGGAUCCAUAUUAAUAAGAAAGCCCAAGGAGACCAUGUCAAGUUGCACAGACCAAUUCCAUUUGCUCUGAACGACCACAUGGAGUUUUUACGACAGACACUCCAAUUAAAAAAUCUUAUGCUGAAUGAUUUUAAAGUAGCUUUACUCUGCAAUGCUUACAGCACAGAUACCAAUUGUUUCAGUGUUCCCAUGGGUCAUCUGCUGGAAAGUAUCUAUGGUAACAACAAAACAACAACUUUACUCCCUGGCAAUGUUGUUGCUUCAUCCCCAAUCAAACCACUAUCCAUGAGUUUGUUGGAUUCGCUAACGGUUCAUGCCAAGAUGAGUUUGAUUCACAGUAUAGUAUCAAGGGUUAUUAAAUUAGCAAAAUCAAAAUCCUCUGUGGCUCUGGCACCAGCUCUAGUUAAAACAUACAGCCGCCUGCUGGUCUACACAGAGAUUGAAUCUCUUGGAAUUAAAGGAUUCAUUAGUCAGCUGCUGCCAACCGUCUUUAGCAGUAACGCCAUUGGAAUUCUUCAUACUCUUUUAGAAAUGUUCAGCUAUCGUAUGCACCAUAUACAAAUACAUUACAGAGUCCAGUUAUUAACUUAUUUAAAUUCCAUGGCCAACAUUCAGCAAGCUAACCAAAAUCAACUCCAUCUUUGUGUGGAGACAACAGCCUUAAGGCUUAUCACCAGUUUAGGAAGUGCAGAAGUUCAGCCACACCUCUCAAGAUUAUCAAGUGAACCCAAAGGGAUUUUAGCUGGAGAAUCAGAAGAAUUAAAUCGUGUAUUUGUUUUAACCAUCGCUCGAGCCAUGCACAUAACAGGAGCAGAUAGCUUUUCAACAAAUUGGGCCAAAGACAUCCUUUUGUCUGUUAUGCAAUCAACACCUUUGGGAUGGCCGGCUGCUACCCUCCAAUGCUUCCCCACCAGCCUGAGUGAUUUUUUUAACCAAACCCCUGUCGCAAAGGAAGAUAAAAAUCUACUGAGGAAAAUGGUGGAAACUGAAUAUAAGAAGUGGAAGAGUAUGGCUAAUGAGAAUGACAUCAUUGCCCAUUUUUCCAUGCAAGGAAUUCCACCAUUGUUCCUCUGUAUCAUUUGGAAGAAUCUCAUCGAGGAGAACAGAGUAACUCCCACUGCUUACAAAGUUUUAGACAGACUUGGACCAAGAGCUCUCUCGAACCAUCUCCGAACAUUUGUCGAUUUUUUAGUUGUUGAAGUGGCCCUGCAGUCACAAAAUAUCACCAGAUAUGUGGAAGCUGUAAAUGACAUGAUUUGGAAAUGUAACAUAAUUACCAUCGACAGGCUUAUAUUAUGUCUUGUCUUGCGCAAUAUGGAUUCCAAAGAUUCAAAUAUUCGUUUUCUUUUAACGCAGCUCAUCCUUAUCCAGUGUAAAGACUUCAAGCAAAGAGUUCAAGACUUUGUCAAAGAUAACAGUCCUGAACACUGGCAGACGACAAACUGUCAUGAAAAACACAUGAACUUCCAUAGAAUAUAUCCAGAAAAAUUUUUUUUUGAGGGAAUCCAGGAUAUGAACAGUCCCAUACAGCAUCAGUAUUUACCAGUUUAUUUUGGAAAUGUCUGCUUGCGGUUUUUGCCAGUAUUUGAUGUAGCCAUCCACAGAUUGAUUGAAACUCCUGCAGUUCAUAAAGUACUUGAAAACAUUUUACAAGAAAUUGGUCGUCUUUUCAAAUUUCAUGAUCGGCCCAUAACAUAUCUGUACAACACUUAUUACUACUACGAAAAACUUUUGGCUGAUCGGCCCGUUCUUAAACGAAGACUUCUUCAAACGAUAGCAAGUGCUUUUAGCGACAUCCGACCCAGAAACUGGUGUUUAACCGAUGCAUAUUUGAUGUAUUUGGAAAGAGGACAUGAUGAAAUUGAAUGGAUGCCAGAUUCAGACUAUUAUCUAAAGAUUGUUGGAAGAUUAUCAGACACAAUUACAGGAAAAUCCCCACCACCUUUCCCAGAAUGCGAUUGGAGAUUUAACGAAUUUCCUAACCCGGCUGCUCAUGCUCUGUAUGUAUCUUGUGUAGAGUUGAUGGCACUUCCUGUUAGUAGUCAAGUAGUUGGUUCGGCACUACUGGAUGUCUGCUUAAAAAGCUCAUGUCAGAUUCCCAGAAAUGAGAUAAUGUCUUGGAUGAAUGCUGUUGGUUUAAUCCUCACUUCGCUACCUGAAUUAUGCUGGUGGUCAGUCUUGAGCGACCAAAUAGUAAAAACAUUACAAAGUCAAGAACUUGCGAAUCUCGGAAACGGCUCAUUAACCAAUUUCUUUGAGAAGCUCAAUUUCAAGAAGAGCCAUGCUGCAUAUGCGGAACGUGAUUGUAGCAGUUUAUUGUGUCUGUGUCACGCAAUAUGGCACCAUGCUGGAAUAGGACAGUUGUCACACUUGCCAGUAUUUUUGAAAGACAGAAUCAAACCAAUGAUCAAGAGAGAAGAUCAAUUUAUUUAUGUGUGUCAUUUGGUUGGACCAUUCUUACAAAGAUUACAUGGCGAGAGAACACGUUCUUUACUUGAUCUAACUGUGGAAUUGUAUCAGAUUUUACUGAAUGUGGAUAAAGCUUCCGAGCAGUUACAUUUAAUGGACCCUAUUAGUGACUUUCUCUAUCACAUUAAGUAUAUGUUUGUUGGUGAUGGCGUCAAGGCAGAGACUGAAAAUGUGAUUAGAAAUCUCCGCCCUGCCCUACAACUUCGAUUACGAUUUAUUUCUCAUAUAAGUGUUGAAUGAACAUUGACUCAAUUGGUGAUUUUGUAAUUAAUAUUCUCUAUACAAUAAUCAACAGUGUUUAAUUACAUGAUAGCUGUUAAUAGGAUAACUAAAGUCAUUGAUAACAUCACAAUGGUGUUAUUAUCUGUUAAAUAGUGUUGUAUAUGUUCAAAUAGCAAGACCUACUGAUUUUAUAACAGAGUAGGCUGUGGCAGGUCACAUUAACUUUAAUGCAUUAUAUGUUGACUCCCUUCUGGUCACAUUAUUUUCAUGACACAUUAAUUUCACAAGUAUUGGACAACAACAGGGCAUCAGUAGCCUCCUUGCUUGGUAUGCAAUGAUUUUUACAUGUUUUCUGAUUGGUUUAAUCAAAAGUAAAGUAACAUCUAAAAGGUUGCAUUAAUAGUCUUCUUUCUUAGAUGCAUUGAUUUGUAAGGAUUUCUGUGAUUGGUACAAAUAGUACACUUUGAAUGUCAUUAACAUGGCCAUGGUAUCAGAUAUUCUAUGUAUGGUAAAGAUCAUAUGAACUGUGAACGUAUCAAGUAAUUCGAAGAAAACUUUCCUGUUUUAUCUGUUUUUAGAUAAUACAUGGAUUGUGGAAUAUAUUUUUACUGACAAUCAUGUGAAAUAAACAUUGAUUGUUCAUAUUUCUGAUAUUAUAUUAUAAAAUAUUGUGAUUUUUUCUUUUACGAACUGAAAUUAUGCUACACAAUCAUUUAUUACUGAUUCAAAAAAGUAUAUUUGUCAAAUUUCAAAACAUAAUGUAAAAUUUAGUAUGUGCUUACUUGUACUGGCAUUGAAAUUGACCUGCCAAAAAAUUGAAUUUGGAAAUAACACAAUAAAUUGCAAAAACGUUGGCUACAACAUUAAUUAAAGAAUGAUAAAUAGUUAUAUAUUUGGUCUCACAAAUAAUUUGUAGUAAAUUCUCAAAUGUCAAGUCCAUUUGGCAACAUUUUGAAUUGAGAGUCGCCAUCAUCAUUUUUGGGGGGGGGGGGUUGGAUGGUCAAAUGGUUAGCAUGUGUGCACUGUAUCAUAAGGUCUGUCAUUGAGUCAACUGGUGUGGUUUCGAUUGCCCGGUUGUACGUGACAAGUAGUAGGGUCGCCUGUCCAACCUUGUGGGUUUUCUCCGAGUCCACUCACUGCUAAAGACCCCUAUGCGCAAGCAAAUUUUUGAAAUAAAAUUGAAUCAUGUGUUAGUCCCGAAAUGACCUAGUUUGUGUCGAGUGGACGUUUGACCUCAUUUCUCUCUCUCACACAUAAUCUUUUUGUAUACCUCACAGGGGGGGGGGGGGAAGAGACUGGUACAAUUAGCCAUUAAUUGUACAUCACACUGUUGAGGAUCGAAUCAGCUGUUUUAACAUGUACAUCACACUGUUGGGGAUCAAAUGGGCUGUUUGUACAUGUACAUCACACUGUGGGAAUCGAAUCAGCUGUUCGUACAUCACACUGGUCCGGAUCAAAUCAGUCUCUUGUACACGUGGGAACCGAUUCAACUUUUUGUACAUCAGUCGUUUGUACAUGUGGGGGCCGAAUCGGCUUUUUGUACAACCCCACCAUGUCAAUCUCAAAUCAAAGUCAUGUAUUUCAUUCAUUGUAAGUUUUGAUGUAAGGUUUAUUAUUCUAUCACCACCAUUAAAAUUUGUUAUUACAUUAUGGAUAUAUGACAAUUUAUAUUAUUGUUAUAAAUAAAAGUUUGUUACCUUU